GGAGCACAGAGGGGAUGCUGAAAUGGAAAGUCUCAAGGUCGAUAUUGAAAUGCCCUAUCCUGAGAGAAUAGUAGAAGUGGGCAAAGUGACUUUUGGAGAAGAGAACAGAAAGAAGAUGACUAAUAGCUGUUUGAAAAGAUCUGAGAAUUCUAAAAUCAUCCAGGCUAUAUGUGCACUGUUAAAUUCUGGAGGGGGUGUGAUCAAAGCAAAGAUUGAUGAUGAAACCUAUAGUUACCGAUGCCAUGGACUGGGACAUGAUUUGGAAACCUCCUUUCAAAAGCUCCUUCCUUCAGGUUCACAGAAAUACCUUGACUACAUGCAGCAGGGGCACAAUCUCCUGAUUUUUGUGAAGUCAUGGAGCCCAGAUGUUUUCAGUAUCCCACUAAAGAUUUGCAGCUUGCACUCCAAUUUAUAUCAGAGAGAUGUGACAUCCGCUAUCAACCUGAGUGCCAGCAGUGCUCUGGAGCUUCUCAGAGAGAGGGAGUCUAGAGCCCAGAGGGGAAGACCAAGGAUAAAGGAGUUGCAUCCCCAGCAAGUUCUCAACAGAUACAUUCAGGAAGAAGAAGACAUGAGGAUGUCUGCCUCAGAAUUUUUUAAAAAGGAAAAACUCACAUUUAAGGAGAAACUCAACUUUACUGAGUCAACGCACGUUGAGUUUAAAAGGUUCACCACCAAAAAGAUUGUACCUCGGAUUAAGGAAAUGCUGCCUCAUUAUGUUUCUGCAUUUGCCAACACUCAAGGGGGAUAUCUAAUUAUUGGGGUAGAUGAUAAGAGCAAAGAAGUAUUUGGGUGUAAGAGGGAAAAAGUGAACCCUGACUUACUAAAAAAAGAAGUAGAAAACUGCAUAGAUAAAUUGCCAACAUUCCACUUCUGUCAUGAGAAACCAAAGGUGAAUUUCACUACCAAAAUCCUGAAUGUGUACCAAAAAGAUGUCCUGUAUGGCUACGUCUGUAUAAUUCAAGUGGAGCCCUUCUGUUGUGUAGUGUUUGCAGAGGCCCCAGAUUCCUGGGUCAUGAGAGACAAUUCUGUUACAAGGCUGACAGCUGAGCAAUGGGUGGUCAUGAUGCUGGAUCUUCCAUCAGCUCCUAGUCUGGCUGCAGACUGCUGCCCUUACCUAAUUUCAUCAACUUCAUGUGUACUAAGAAGUAGAGCAUAUCCCAUUAAGGUCCUGGAAUUUAAGGAGGCUCUGCAACGACGUUUAUUUCCAGUGACACAGGAAGAGCUACAAUUUAAACCAGAAUCCCUCUGUAAGAAGCUAUUUUCAGAUCACCAAGAACUGGAAGAUUUAAUGAAGACACAGAUACAUCCUUGUUCUCAGGGAAUUGUGAUAUUUUCUAGAAGCUGGGCUGAUGAUGUUGGCUACAGGAAAGAAAACAAUGUCCUCUGCGAUGCUCUCCUAAUAGCAGUCAACAGCCCCCUCGUACUCUAUACAAUCUUAAUACAACCCAGUUGGCUUGGAGGACUUGAAUAUGUCAGAAACACUGCUCAUCAGUUAAAGCAGAAACUGCAAACUAUUGGUGGUUACACAGGGAAAGUGUGCAUCAUUCCAAGGUUGAUACACCUGACCAGCACACAGUGUAGACCUGGUGAGAUCUCUGUGCACUACCCUCAAUCUUAUAGACUUGCUAAUGAGGAAGAAAUGGAAGACUUGUUGCAGGCCCUUGUGGUGGUCUCCCUGUGCUCUAGAUCUCUUCUGAGUGAUCGACUAGGCUGUGAAUUUUUCAACUUGCUCAUAGCGGAGCAGAGCAAGUUACUUUCUGAGAGCCUUCAGGAGACACGUGAAUUGUUCAUCCACUGCUUUCCGGGGACCAGGAAGACGGCCCUAGCCAUAAAGAUCAUGGAGAAAAUUAAGGAUUUGUUCCACUGCAAACCAAAAGAGAUCCUCUAUGUUUGUGAAAGUGACUCCCUAAAGGAUUUUGUGACCCAACAAACUGCCUGCCAAGCUGUGACGCGGAAAACCUUCAUGCAAGGGGAGUUUCCAAAGAUUAAACACAUAGUGACGGAUGAGACUGAGAAUUUCUGCAGCAAAUAUAGUGAUUGGUACAUGAAGGCUAAGAACAUCACCCAUCCAAAGGUGAGGGGGACUGGAAGUGAACACCCUCAUCAUGGGAUUCUCUGGCUUUUUCUGGACCCUUUCCAAGUUCAUCACACUGAUACCAACGGCCUUCCUUCUCCACAUGCUCAGUUUCCUAGAAAAACAAUCACCAAUGGAAUUUAUUGUGCUCUGGAAAUAGCAAAGAUCAUGAAAGAAGAAAUGAAGAGGAUCCAAGAAAGUCCUCCCCUCAACAUGUCUCCAGACACAUUGGCAUUGUUCAGAGAGGUUGCCUAUGAGGAAGUAAUGUGGGCCCAGGCUCUGCCUGGAGUGUAUGAGACAAAGACUAACCUUUCAGAAGAACAAAUAGCAAACUACACAGCAGAACGAUGUCACAGUCUGUUCCAAUGUGGCUAUCUGCCCAAAGACAUAGCAAUUCUGUGCAGGAGAGGGGAGGACAGAGAACGCUAUAAGUGUGCACUGUUAAAAGCAAUGGGGUUAAUUGAGACCCAAGGAGCAUCAGAGGUUGUUUUCAGCCAGGUCACUGGUGUUUGGGGCAAUCAUAUUGUUUUAGACAGCAUUCAGCAGUUUUCGGGCCUGGAGAGGACUAUUGUAUUUGGGCUUAGUUCAGAAUGUGCUCAGUCAGAGGAGUUUCAUAAGCUCUGCUUUGCCUCAAGAGCCAUUAAACACCUCUACCUGCUUUAUGAAAAGAGGGCAGCCUUCUGAAAAUUAUUACAGAUAAUACAGGAGGCCACAAAGAGCAGAGUUCCUUCUCCCAGACAGGUAGGUGGCAGCAAUUCUUUUUUAAUAUUACAAGUGAGAAAAUCAAGGUACAUCAGU
Carlito syrichta (Philippine tarsier) is the source of this 2872-nucleotide messenger RNA. It is a transcript of the gene SLFN14, whose product is annotated as schlafen family member 14. Bases 23 to 2758 code for a protein of 911 amino acids. NCBI's taxonomy places the organism in Eukaryota, Metazoa, Chordata, Mammalia, Primates, Tarsiidae. Gene Ontology annotation, molecular function: RNA endonuclease activity; ribosome binding. The transcript has 4 exons. Gene Ontology annotation, biological process: mRNA catabolic process; rRNA catabolic process. The record is from RefSeq and is a predicted model, not a curated record.